CCUUCUCCUAAACAAAUGUGUUAACGGAUUUAAUAAUUUAUAUGAAAUUAUUAUCAGAGCAACGAUUUUUAUCAAUUUAUCAUAUUUAGCGCGUGAAACUUAACUUUGUGUUCAAACUUUCAGAAAUGAUUCAAUGUGGCCAUUGUUAAUGUUUCCGUAGUAAUAUACUGUUGUUUACUGAUAACGCAUUUGAUUAUACGUACAAAAAAUGUCUAGUUCUGAUUUGCUGUAUAACGUGGAUUCGGCAUUUGAAUCAAGUUUACAAAGCAAUCCUUUGCCCAACACACUGGAAAUGAAAUCAAAAUCAGGACCCCUUGAUGGAUUCCGCAACUACAAGCCGUUCGAAAUACGUGAUGGUGUUCGUAAGUCGUAUUGGACGUCUGUGGCUGAGAUUAUACGACCAUCAAUGGGGCUUGGACUACUUUGUUUACCUUAUGCCUUUCAAAAGUUGGGUCUGAUCAAUGCAAUUGUACUCUGUCUACUUUUUGGAAUCGUACUUCAAUAUUCAUACGGUCUUUUGUGUCGUGCGAGAUAUAGAAUGUGUCAAGUAAAUAGAGUGCCUUACUUAUGUUUCCAUGAUUUAGUUGAGUAUGGCAUUAAUUUAGGCCCAGAAUACGUAUAUGGAUUUAGUAACAUUUUCAGACGAAUAUCUGUAAUAAUGUUUUUCACUUUCAAUCUUGGGAAAAGUUGUCUCUAUACUAAAUACGUUUGGAUAGUUUUACAAAACCACUUAGUCGAUACUGAAGUGGAAGCAUGUAUCAUUUAUAUGAUAUUUUGUUUUUUAUUCGUGGCAAUUCCAACGGCCAAUUAUAUGCCUUUCAUCCGAAGAUUCAUUGAAUUUAUGUGUGUAUUUUUAAUGGCAACAUAUGUAGUAUACAUAUUGUUAUUUUUUAAAGCGGAUGUAGAUGAAGCAACAUUAGUUAACGGGGAUUGGGUAGACAUUUUUCAAGGCCUAGGUGUAAUAUUGUUCGCGUAUACAUCAUUGCCUAAAAUUUUGAAAGCUGAAGAUGAACUUAAAACCCCAGAGCUGUUCUCUAAUCCCAAAGUUUUCAGCGUAUUAAAAGUUUCCAUAUUCUCAAUUACUAAUAUAUUUAUUGUAAUUGGUACGUGUGGUUAUUUGGCUUUUUUCAAAACGUCAAAGCUCAGUUUUUGUCUGUUGACCGCUUUACCGGAACAUGAGUUCCUCAAGUACUUCAUGGGCAUGUACUCAUUAUACAUAGCUUGUAUGCAUCAAGAUGUCUUACAGGAAUCUAUUUUAUUGUUUUGGACACCACCUCCGAAAUGUAAAAGAAAUAUGGCAGAUGAACUUUAUUGGCUUUUUAAAUUUCACGUGGGAAUGAUCUGCGUGUCUGUAUUAGGUUCUUGGUUAAUGGACAAAUGUCUGGGACAGAUGAUGGCAUUGUUAGGUUGCAUGAGUAUUUGGAACUUUAUGGUUUUUCCAUAUUUGGUCGAAUUUUGCAUAGUACACGGGAUUGACGGAAUAGCCACAAAAAAAAUUAUAAUUUUCAAAGAUGUACUUAUGAUGGUCUUGGGAGUUUCAAUUUUUGGUGCUGGAAUGGUAGCCGCUAUAAUUAACUUUAGUUAUUGUGAAUAAUGUUACUAGUAUAACUGUUAACAUAAUAUUUAGUUAUUGAAUUAUAUAUAUAUAUUGUACAAUUAUAUUAUAACUAGGUUUAUUCAUAUUUUAAAAUUAUUUAAUGAAUAUUUGAA
Molecule: messenger RNA, 1710 nt
Organism: Daktulosphaira vitifoliae (grape phylloxera)
Lineage: Eukaryota; Metazoa; Arthropoda; Insecta; Hemiptera; Phylloxeridae
Product: proton-coupled amino acid transporter 4-like
Exons: 8
Coding region: 209-1594 (461 amino acids)
Biological process (GO): amino acid transmembrane transport
Molecular function (GO): amino acid transmembrane transporter activity
Source: RefSeq, a predicted model, not a curated record